This is a messenger RNA of Maudiozyma barnettii, 1455 nucleotides long. It is a transcript of the gene LTV1, whose product is annotated as Ltv1p. Gene Ontology annotation, cellular component: cytosol; preribosome, small subunit precursor; nucleus. The transcript has a single exon. Gene Ontology annotation, biological process: ribosomal small subunit biogenesis; ribosomal small subunit export from nucleus. Lineage: Eukaryota; Fungi; Ascomycota; Saccharomycetes; Saccharomycetales; Saccharomycetaceae. The coding region runs from base 1 to 1455 and encodes 484 amino acids. The record is from RefSeq and is a predicted model, not a curated record.
AUGUCUAAGAAAUUUACAAAACAAAAUUCUCAAAAAUAUGCCGUCGUGCAUAGACCUCACGAUGACCCUCAUUACUAUGAUGAAGGCGCUUCAGCACAUCUAUUCGUUCCAAUUAAGAACCCUAAUGCUAGAGUCAAAGUAGCUAAAGGAUUUGAAGAGAAAGAAGAAGAGAUUCCUAAUCUAACCACCGAUGAUCAUUUUGUUCCUGAAAAUGAAAAGGGAUCUGGUGAUGCUUCUGCAUAUGGUAUUAAAUAUGAUGAUUCGAAAUAUGAUUACAUGCAACAUCUUAAACCGAUAGGUCAGAACCCAGAUUCUGUUUUCAUUCCAUCUAAAAAGACCACUGAACGUGGCGGUUCCAGAAAGAAGAACAUUGAAGAUAUGUUUGUGGAACCGGAGUACAAAGAUGUUGAGAAUAAGCCUACCCAAAGAGUAUUUCAAGGUGGUGUAGGUAAGCCCGAAUAUUUGGCUCAUCAACAAAAUGUAACAGACGAAAUUUCAGGUUUCAGACCAGAAAUGAAUCCCGCCUUGAGAGAAGUCUUAGAGGCUCUUGAAGAUGAAGCUUAUGUCGUCAAUGAAGAUAUCGUUGUUGAACCAAAACAAAAGAAGAAGAUAGAAGCUACUAAAACUAAAGAAGUUCAAGAAGAAGUCGCGGGCGAUGAUGAAGAUGAUAUAUUUGCUGAAUUAUUAGCAGGUGGUGAAGUUGAAGGUGAUGAUGAUUUCGAGGACCAAUUUGACGAAUGGGAUGGUGCCGAAUUAGAAGACUAUGAAGAUGAGCAUUAUAUGAAGGAAAUGGAGCAAUUUGAUAAUGUAGAAAAUCUAGAAGAUUUGCAGGAUAUUGAUUACCAGGCUGAUGUUCGAAGGUUCCAAAGAGAAAAGAAGAAUGAUUGGGAUAGUGCCGAUGAAUCGGAUAAUGAAUUCCUUGAUGAUAAUUCUGAUAUUGGUAAUAUGUCAGGUUUAAAUAACGAAGAGGAAGAAGAAGAAAACGAUGCAUUAGGUGAUUUGCCAGCUUUUAAAUCAAAACCAGUUAAAGGUAGCAAAAAAAGAAGAAGUCGUCAAAAGAAAGGUGCAAUGUCUGAUAUAUCGGGGUUCUCGAUGAGUUCGAGUGCAAUUGCUCGUACAGAAACCAUGACAGUGUUAGAUGAUCAGUAUGAUAGUAUAAUUAAUGGAUAUGAUAAUUAUGAAGAAAACCAAGCAGAGGAUGAAGAGAAUACAUACCAACCAUUUGAUAUGUCGAAGGAACGUUCUGAUUUCGAGUCAUUGGUAGAUGAUUUCUUAGAUAAUUACGAAUUAGAAUCUGGUGGACGUAAAUUAGUAAAGAAAAAUCAAGAAGUACAAAAAUAUAAAGAUGCUGCUGAUGCUGUAAGUAAAGGUAAAUUAUCACAAAGAAGAAACCGUGAGCGUGAAUCAAAAGAAGUUAAAAACGUUACAAACUCUUUAAGUAGUUUACGUUUUUAA